AAAAAAUAAUAAAAAAACUCUGCCCUUCUUUUGUUGCUCCCCAAAACUUCUUGUGCUCGUUCAGUCGUUCUUUCAGACUUUCAGUCAUGCUCGCAACUACCUAGUAAGUUUUCAAUUGCUCUUUCCAGUUUCAAAGACUAAUCCCUACUUUAAGUUUCAAACUUUUAAUUAUCUUUCAAAAUUUCGGACGAAUUUUGAGAGACAUGACCACCGGACUCCGGCUCCGGCACCAGAACAAGCAACUAGUCCCCUCCGGCGGCCGACCUCACAUCGAAUCCGAUGAUCUUCUUAUCGACAUACUAUCAAGACUCCCAGUCAAAACCCUAAUCCAAUUCCGCUGCGUUUGCAAGUCCUGGCGUGCUUUGAUCUCCGAUUCUCACUUGGUUACGAUGCACCUCCGCCGCUCCAACCGCCGCUGCAGGCUGCUUUUCUCACUCGCACCUUUCCAGUCCAUUGACAUCAGUGCACUAAACGACGCCGUUUGCAGCGUCUCAAGCACUAGCCUUGAUUUACCUAUCCCUGUUGAAACUUUGAAAAUUGUGGGUUCUUGCAAUGGCUUGAUUUGUUUACUGAAAAAUUCGUCUUUCGUUAUCUUUUGGAACCCUAGUACUAGAGUCACCAGAUUCUUACCGAUGCCGAAUCACUCUCAUCUGGGUAUCGUAGUGUUUUAUGGGUUUGGUUACGAUUCCACCAUUGAUGACUACAAGGUUGUAUUUGGCUGCAGAGGCCAAAGAAAUGGUGCUCUUGCAACCGCAGUCGUGAUGUUUCAGCUCAAAACAGGGUCAUGGAGGAUUAUCGAUGGCCUCGAUUAUGUUAAUUUGAAUGGGCAGGGGUGCUUGAUAAAUGGUGCUCUACAUUGGGUCGAGAUGAAAUGGGAAGCGGGGGUGACGAUUCGGCCGGUACUUAGUGCAAGGAUCAUGUGUUUUGAUUUAGCAGAGGGGACAUUUCGGGAGUUGAUUCCAUUGUCAUAUCUUAGUCGGGAAUAUAUCUCUGCUCGGAUUGGGAUUGCUGAAAAUAGUCUCUUUGUAUAUAUCUAUAACAGCAGUGAAAUUACAAUGUGGGUGAUGGGAGAAUCUUGGACUAAAGUUAUGCAAAUUCCCACAGAAAUACCUCAACUUCCUAUUGGAUAUUGUUACAGUUUUUCUACUCCUAUAUGCAUUUUAGAGAACGGUGAAGUUUUGAUGAAUUCUAAUGGGAAGUACUUGGUGCUGUACAGUCCAAACGGAGGGGCAUGUGUGAAUGUUCUUGAGACUCCUGUUGAUUUGGCACCGGAACCAGCUAUGUAUGUGGAGAGUUUAGUUUCGCCGUUUAAGGAAAAUAUCUGAAAUCAAACCUUACCUGUUGGUGGCUAAUAGUUGAAGACAAAGGGGUGGAGAGAACUGCUUUUGCUUUUGAGUGAGUUGAAGAAAAAGCGCCACUUGUGGAAAAACAGAAAAUAUGAAGAAGUUAAGCAUCCCCUAGUUGAAAUUCAAGGUGGGACUCGGCAAGAGGGUGGAGAGAAUUGUGUCUCAACUUGAAAAUGAGUUCCGAAGUGAAAGCAGUUACUGAUCUCUCCCUAUUUCGUACUUCUGCGAAACAUCAAUAUGUACAGGAUUACAGGUUUUUGUUUAUGAAUAUUGUAGUAACAACGAGAUUUCUCGUCUCUA
Messenger RNA from Rosa rugosa (rugosa rose), 1646 nucleotides. Its product is annotated as F-box/kelch-repeat protein At3g23880-like. The coding region runs from base 204 to 1325 and encodes 373 amino acids. The record is from RefSeq and is a predicted model, not a curated record. The transcript is spliced from 2 exons. NCBI's taxonomy places the organism in Eukaryota, Viridiplantae, Streptophyta, Magnoliopsida, Rosales, Rosaceae. Gene Ontology annotation, molecular function: protein binding.